CAUCACGGGCCCAACGUCAGGUCAAAAUGGCGUCUACUGCUGUUGGUCCGUCUGCUGUAGCACAUCGACCUGAUCAAGAAGAAAACUGUACCGUGUCCCAGCAGACAGUUUAUAAUAACACAUGCAACRAGAUUUUAUUAUUCCAUAACAAUAACCUGAUUCUCAAGGCAGAGCGUGGUGUAACUCUUGGGCUUAUUAAACUUAUCUAUUCAUCAGAUGAUAAUAACAGUGGCAUUAUUCUUGGUGUUAAACCAAGAUUAAACAAACAAGUUCCUUGUUUGGUAACAUUUGACAGCACAAGUCUGACUUAUGAUGCUUAUGAUCUUAUUAUCAAAGAUUUUAGAUCUGGCAAUGACAUUAACAAUGACAUGGCAGGCAAUGCUGAGCAGCCAAGUUCUAAUUUUCUCCAAUGUUUCUCAGUUGGAGAGAGAGCAGCAAACAGUAUGUGCAUAAGUAGACAGGAAUUGCCUCCAUCAGCUGCWCAAUAUAAGGAUUUGGAAUUAACCGAGACUGAUGACAAGGAGUGCAAUUCUUAUGAAGACCACUCWACUGAUGACUCACUUGAAAGGAGUAGGUCAAAUGAUAUGUUUUUGGAAAAUUCAACAACACAAGAAGAUUCUUUUAAAAGUGUUGAACUACAAGACAUUGCUCAAAGGGACUUAAAUUUAUCAGAAAGAGAAACUUCUGAAAAUUAUCCUGAUGAAGAAAAUGAUUGUGAAGAAGAAUUAAAUGAUUGUGAAGAAGAAAAUGAGAAUGAUGAAAGUGUUCAAUUCAACCCAGAAGAUUUCAAUUUUGAUAUAAAAUCUGUUAUACCAACCAAGACAGAUAAAGGAUUGAGAUGGCCAUGCAAUCGCUGCRGCAAGGACUAUUGCAGUGCCAGCCACUUAAAAAGACAUUGGAUUCUUCACACUGAUUUCAAGCCCUACAAAUGUAGUUUAUGCAUCAAACGUUUUCCUUUUCACUGGGAUCUUAAAAGACACAUGACAAAGCAUACUGGCAACAAAAGAUACAAGUGUCCACACUGUACCAAGUCAUUUAAUACUCAGAAGGAACUCAAAUGCCACAACUGGCUGCAUACAGGUCAAAAGGAGUACAAAUGUCAUAUUUGUCAUCAUGAGAUUUCUUCAUCAGGAAACCUGAAAAUACACAUGAGAAAACACACAGGGGAGAAGCCAUACAAAUGUGAAUACUGUCCUAAAGCUUUCUACAUGCUGGGCCACUACCAAUAUCACGUUAGAAGGCACACUGGUGAGAAACCAUAUAAAUGUGACGUAUGUGAUAUGGCGUUUAGCUACUCUGUCAACCUCAAAGAACACAAAAACAUUCAUACCGGGACAAGGCCGUACAGCUGCCCUACUUGCGAUAAGAGGUUCACUCAUCGAUCAACUAUGAAGCAGCACAUUUUGACGCACAGCGGACAACGCCCAUACAAGUGUCAUWUGUGCUCUAAGAACUUCAUUCAAAGCUCAAACUACCGUAUGCACCUUUUAACACACAAAGACAAGCAAGACAGAGCGCAAAAAUGUGACCUUUGUGGUAAAGAAUUGUUGUCAAGRCGAGGCGUCAAGAAACACCGACAACGAUGUGCACAAACAUUAAUUGACAGAGCUAACGGUGUAACCAGCAAAAAGAACAAACCAAAGACAAAUACCAAAGAAAGAUACGAGUGUGGCAUUUGCUCGAAAUUGUUUACCUAUCGCGCUAACUACGAAGCUCACUGCAAAUUGCCACACCCAAUAAAAAAGAAGCRAAGAGAAAGAAAGACACAAGUGGCAAAACAAAGCAAGUCUUCCAUCUCGAGAAGUCACAAUAAAGUAAAAUGCCCUAUUUGUGGUAAGCAAUUCUUGUAUAUGAAGUGCAUCAAAAGACAUUUGCAGAAAAGGCAUUCUGGUAUAGAGGUAGGGACGAGGUCAUCUAAUGUGGUUACAUCACCAUCUGAAAAGACAGAAGCAUUAAAAGAUGUACAGACACUCCCUACUGUACAUAUCCAACCAAUGGGAGAGCUCUCUUCCUCAAAUGUAACUCUCAUUUAUGUCCCUUCUGCAUCAGCUCGAAGCUCAUCAASCGCAAAGUCCUCGAGUAUGUUAACUGUUUUGCCAAAACCACGCCAAGAGAGUGAAACAGGCAGAUCAGAACAUUCAGCAGUUGUUGUGGAUUCUGAAUCAGUUGGUCGUUAUCCUUUGUCAAAGCAAAGUAAUAACGAUAAAACAUGUAAGGGAGCUGAGACUGGUUCACAGGCUAUUACAGCUUUAAAAAUACUUUCUGCCAAGAUUGGAAUAGAAGACCAAUUUCAAGCGUUGUCAAGACGAAAAGACGAGCAACGACCGCCUAUCUCGAAGCAUCUGACAGCUUUAGAACAGCUUUCGAAAAGAGUAGGUGUUGUCGAGGAGAUCCCUGUUACCAUAGAAACUGCGCMUGAGCCCAACGAACAGAAUACUGAUGUCAGCAUUAUGAAGGAUCAAGCCAACUCGCAAAAUGGUUAUGAAAUAGAAAGAAAAGGGCUCAACGAAACAAAAAUAAAUACGGUAGAAUAAAAGUAAAUUGGUUAUGGUUAAUGACCUCCAUAUAUGACAUAUAAGUUUUUUAAUUUGAUGRCUGUUUGUAGGUAACCCACAUGCUCUAAGGAUUCCUAUAAUGUACAUGUAGAUUCAAAGUAUGUGUGUUUAUACGGAGAAGGACAAAAUACAGAGAUUUUAGAAAUUGAAAUUGUUUUUCUAGUAGAGUACAAAACACCACAUCCAGUAGCCGUGGGAAAUCAUUGUUACUGUUACUUAAUAAGACAAUAAUCUGAGUGACUAGGACCAGUUCUUUUCAACUUUUGAUAUGAGCAAGUWAGCAAAAAUUGAUUUACAUCAUUGAACAAAGCACCUCAAAUAUAACAAUUUAAAAACUUGUCAGUUUUUUAAUUUUUAUGCAUUUGUUUUGUAAUUUUUUCAUUUUUAUUUUAAAGCGCCUUAGAACUUUUGUAUUUGCGAAUAAAUAAUGAUAGGUUGGAAAAAUAGCAACAUUCUAGCUCCGUAAAGUUGCGAUAUUUUACGGACGUUUGUAUGAUGAGGGUCAAGUUUGUGCCCCACCAGUCCCCCCACCAUACAAACGUCAGUGUAAAAUUUCGUGACUGCAUGGCUAUAUCUUCGUCUGUUUCCAACGUAUCUCUCUCAAACUUGGUAAAUCUACUAAUUUUGAGGUCCUUUKUCCAGCRUUAUCGAUGUAUUUUUGUUAACUAGUCCAUGUAGAAAGUUGAAAAAACUGUGGAAGGGUCUAUCAACGUGAACUAUUUCUCGUUUUUGCUGUAAUAUUUCAAAAACGAGGGCGAGUGUUUCAUUAGGGUUUCCAAACACGAGAAAACAUUUGAAAGCAAGAGGCCGUAGCCCGAGAGUUUUUAUUGUUUUCGAGUGUUUGGAAACCCUAAUGAAACACGAAACACGAGUUUUUUUUUUGGAAUGACUUCUCUGAGUUAAUAAUUCAUUAUGCAGGAAUUAUUUUCUGUGUUAUUUUCUUGUUUUCAUUGUGUUAUUUAAUAUACUUAGAACAGUUAUAUGGGAAAAACAUUAAUAAAAUAUAGAUCCAACCCAA
Messenger RNA from Actinia tenebrosa (Australian red waratah sea anemone), 3573 nucleotides. RefSeq lists its product as uncharacterized. Lineage: Eukaryota; Metazoa; Cnidaria; Anthozoa; Actiniaria; Actiniidae. The record is from RefSeq and is a predicted model, not a curated record. Gene Ontology annotation, cellular component: nucleus. Gene Ontology annotation, molecular function: DNA-binding transcription factor activity, RNA polymerase II-specific; sequence-specific DNA binding. Gene Ontology annotation, biological process: regulation of transcription by RNA polymerase II.